Messenger RNA from Dermatophagoides farinae (American house dust mite), 516 nucleotides. NCBI's taxonomy places the organism in Eukaryota, Metazoa, Arthropoda, Arachnida, Sarcoptiformes, Pyroglyphidae. The record is from RefSeq and is a predicted model, not a curated record.
UUAUAUUUUCAAGAAAUUUUUUUUUUUUUUUUGAUUCAAGAAAACCAAAAAUUCACACAUCAAACUUGAAUUCUGGAAUCGACCGAAAUUUUCUACUACAUCCACAAUUAUAUGUCCGUUUUGAGUUUCAUCAUCAUUAUUUAAUGAAUCAUCAAAUGAUAUUAUUAUGUUGACAUAAUGCCAUUUAGUAUUAAAAGAUUUGCUCAGCUUCAUCGUAGCCAUUCACUUACGCAACAGCAGCAGCAGCAGCAACAACAACAACAAUCGAAAAAAGGAUCAUCUAUAAAACAACAACAACAACAACAAUCAAAAGAUAGUGGUGGAAAAUUAUCCUCUAUACCGGAUAAUGAAAAUCUUUCACCAUCUAUUUCUACUCCAGUUACUAGCACAACAUUAUCAUUAUCAUCGAAAAAAGCAACGACAAAGAAAUCUAAACCAUCAACAUUGAAACAUCAAUCAUCGAUCAUUGUUGAUGAUCAUAAUAAUAAUAAUAAUAAUAGUAACAACACAUCAUAA